UCGCCUUGCGGGCUCGUCCCAGACCCCUGGGCUGCCCGGCCCGCCUGGCCAGCUGCCCGCGGCGGUCAGCGCGCCGGGCCCGGUUUCCGCUGCGUGCCGCCGACCUCUUAGUUGCAUUACGGGUGUGUUUCCACUGUUAGAGAAUGAAACAUGACUGAGGAUUCCCAGAGAAACUUCCGGUCAGUAUAUUAUGAGAAAGUGGGGUUUCGUGGAGUUGAAGAAAAGAAAUCAUUAGAAAUUCUCCUCAAAGAUGACCGCCUGGAUAUUGAGAAACUUUGUACUUUCAGUCAGAGAUUUCCUCUGCCAUCCAUGUACCGUGCAUUGGUAUGGAAGGUGCUUCUAGGGAUCCUGCCUCCCCACCAUGAGUCCCAUGGCCAGGUGAUGAUGUAUCGUAAGGAUCAGUUCUCGGAUGUCUUACACGCCUUGAAGGUCGUUCGCUUCGUCAGUGAUGCCACGCCCCAGGUUGAAGUCUUUCUCCGCAUGUAUCAGCUGGAAUCCGGGAAGUUGCCUCGAAGUCCUUCUUUUCUUCUGGAGCCAGAAGAUGAAGUGUUUGUCGCCAUUGCCAAAGCCAUGGAAGAGAUGGUGGAAGACACUGUGGACUGUUACUGGAUCACCCGCUGCUUUGUGAACCAACUCAAUACUAAGUACCGGGAUGCUUUGCCCCAAUUGCCGAAGGUGUUUGAACAGUACUUGAAUCUGGAAGAGAGCAGACUGCUGGGGCAUCUGAACACGUGUUCUGCGGUGUCCAAGCUUCCUUACGAUCUCUGGUUCAAGAGGUGCUUCGCAGGAUGUUUGCCCGAGUCCAGCUUGCAGAGGGUUUGGGAUAAAGUUGUCAGUGGAUCCUGUAAGAUCCUGGUUUUUGUCGCUGUAGAAAUUUUAUUAACAUUUAAAAUAAAAGUGAUGGCACUGAACAGUGCAGAAAAGAUAACACAGUUUCUGGAAAAUAUUCCACAGGACAGCUCGGAUGCCAUCGUGAGCAAGGCCAUCGACUUAUGGCACAAACACUGCGGAACCCCAGUCCACUCAGCCUGAUCGCUCCCUGCAGUCACGGACAGCCCGCCAGGCCCAGCCUGCAUAUUUCUGGUUUUGUCACAUCUGCAAAAUUCAUCUUGGACAAGUAUUCAUCUUGCACUGGGAUUCAAAGGAUCAUUUUUCCCCCCCAGUAAAAUGAUGUAAGAUGCUUAUUUGGUCUUACUGUGUUGUGGAGUGACACCUUUCAGGCACACAUACAUGCAGAGUUGGUCUCUGUAGCAUGUUGUAAGAAAGCAGCGUCAUCAGGGUGGGUGGGUACGUUGAACGAGUACAUCACUAAGCCAGCCCUGCCUCUUUCUAAUUAGCACCCAGCUCGUUCUUUUGUAAGUGCUAUUUCUGGAAUAAAGAGCAGCUUCCUUUUGUUGA
Messenger RNA from Ochotona curzoniae (black-lipped pika), 1398 nucleotides. It is a transcript of the gene TBC1D7, whose product is annotated as TBC1 domain family member 7. Gene Ontology annotation, biological process: negative regulation of TOR signaling; activation of GTPase activity. The record is from RefSeq and is a predicted model, not a curated record. Gene Ontology annotation, molecular function: GTPase activator activity. The transcript is spliced from 8 exons. NCBI's taxonomy places the organism in Eukaryota, Metazoa, Chordata, Mammalia, Lagomorpha, Ochotonidae. The coding region runs from base 151 to 1032 and encodes 293 amino acids.